UUAAAAAAAAAGAAACAAAUAGAACGAACCCACGCCCUCACAGUGAGGCAAGCUUGAAACUUCAAGCUCUUUAAAACUCCCUCCCUUUUCCUCCCCCUCUCUAUCUCAGUGAAAAACACAUAACACCGUAAAAGGAAAGCCUGAAACCCUAGCUUUUUUUUCAUUGCUUGCUAUUGAAGAAUCGAAUUUGUGCUGAUUUGAUGAGUCUGUGAAAUGUGCCUUUUGGAGAAUGAUUGAUUUCAAUUUAAUAAAACCUAAAAAUAGUGAGGAUUUGUUUUUUUUUUUUUUUAAUAUAAAAUGAAAAAAUUCCGACGGUGGCACUGGAUUUUGACACUCUCUGUGCUCUAUUUAACUGUGCUGGCUCCCAUCCUUAUCGUUUCUGUAGGGCGGGAAGAAUUGAUUUCGGAUUUGUCAAAUUUGGGGUAUCCAAUUCAGAGAUCCACAGAUAAGAAGGUAAAGCAGAUGAAAGAUUAUGUGUUUAGAGGGAAGACAUACUUGAGCAUGUGGCCACCAGGCAGUAACUAUCGCUUAGUAAAAGAGUUGAGACCAGAGUUGUCAAUUCCGUUCCGUUUCGGCCGGAAUGCCCGGAACAUCUCGUACCAGUUCAAAAAACGAAACAAAACGGAAUAA
Molecule: messenger RNA, 630 nt
Organism: Populus trichocarpa (black cottonwood)
Lineage: Eukaryota; Viridiplantae; Streptophyta; Magnoliopsida; Malpighiales; Salicaceae
Exons: 3
Coding region: 298-630 (110 amino acids)
Source: RefSeq, a predicted model, not a curated record